Clonostachys rhizophaga is the source of this 573-nucleotide messenger RNA. The record is from the annotation of a GenBank genome assembly. Lineage: Eukaryota; Fungi; Ascomycota; Sordariomycetes; Hypocreales; Bionectriaceae.
AUGGCGCUCGACCUGGAGCAGCACCUCGUUUUCUACGGAUCUUACCACCACAAUAAGAUUAAUGUCGCGAUCCAUGUCAUCUGCGUGCCCUUGAUUCUCUUCUCGGGAUUCACCAUUGCAACAUACACGGGGACGCUCAUCAGCCUGCCAUCCUGGCUCACCCUCCCCUACCUGAACCUCAACCUCGGCACCAUCGCAGCCUCUCUCUACUCGGCGCUCUACCUGCUGCUGGAGCCCGUGGCCGGCUUCGUCCUCUCGGCCAUCUGCCUGGGAGCCGCCGCCUUUGGCAACUACAUGAGGCUGGCCAACCCGGACACCACCCUCAAGUAUGCCGUCGCCAUCCAUGUGACCUGCUGGAUCUUCCAGUUCGUCGGCCACGGCGCCUUCGAGGGCCGCGCCCCCGCCCUCCUGGACAACAUCGUCCAGGCCCUCUUCCUCGCCCCCAUGUUCGUGUGGCUCGAGAUCCUCUUCUUCCUGGGCUACCGCCCGGAACUGCAGUCUCGCGUGAACAAGAAGGUCCGCGAGGAGGUCGCAAAGUUCAACGCCCAGUCCAAAAACGGAAAGGCAAGCUAA